UAGUUCUUUGACACAUAGGGCGUACAGCGCAUUGAUUAGCAUAAUCUCUUUUUCGUAUGAUCGAUCCGAAGAACUUAUUUCAUCAAUUUCAUGACACACAUCUACUGUUUUUUAUUUAUUCUACAGCUAUUUAUUCUUAUAAGUUGCGAUAGCCAUGUUCGGUUCAACGAUAAGGAAGUAUACAACAGAGGAAGCGCGGAAGACUCUGACGGAAGAACACACUACAGGGGAUCCCUGAGCGUUCGAAACAAGGAAGACGAUGAUGAUGACAAUGAUGACGAUGAUGACGAUAGUUCCAGAUCCUCAAAAAACUUGGUUGUUGGGCAGAUUUCCAGUGCAUUUUCCAAUAAGCAGAGUUUUUCCUGUCCUCGGGCUAAACCAUUACUGCACACUGGAGAAACAUUAGCAGAUCUUUCGCCUGAAGAUAUCGACAUCGUUGCCGCUAUGGGUGAUGCACUUCCGGCAGGUCGUGGCUUAUGGGAGGGAACUCUAGUAGAAUUUCGUGGCGCAGCGUUUCCUAUCGGAGGUGAUGCCAAUAUCGAUGGACUAGUCACUAUACCGAAUAUUCUGCUGGAGUUCAAUGAACAAGUGGAAGGUGUCUCUCAUGGAAUGGGUAAGCGAAGUCGACUGCCAGACUACCAACUGAAUGUUGCCGAAUCAAACACGGAAACUGAAGAUCUUCCAGAGCAGGCUACUGAGCUCGUGCGUCGUUUACGCUCAAUCAUGACUCCUUACGAACUCAGCAAGAAAUGGGUGUUGCUCGUAAUUGCUACUGGGACUGAAGAGUUCUGCAAUCGAUGCGAGACUCCGAGCCAUUCAUCCAUACGACGUGCCAUGGGUAUUCUCCGCAAGGCGAUACCGAAACUGUUUGUGGUACUGUUGGGUCCUGUACACGUAGCAUCGUCACGACGUACUAACAUUAAUGUUCUCAAAUCGCGUUGUCGUUGUUUGGAAACGAUUUCCAUGACUAAGUAUCGGUCACUUGUUCACGAAUGGAAGGACGUAUUUGUGCAAGUUCAGAAUGAGUUCAACAGCUUGAAGUAUGCAACCUUCGGAGUGUUAGCCAUUGCUCGACUUCCCAUACACUCCAGAGAACCUGAAUCGCUCCUUGUUCCGGGAAAGCCUCUGCUAAACAGGAAAGGCCACACGUACGCUGCAAAAUGGUUAUGGAAUAGAUUAUUGGCUGGACCAACCUACAACUUUUCAAACGUGGUAUUUUCCGAGGAUUCUUACUUCUGCCCGUCGGUGGGAUGUCCGUACUUCCGUACCGUACAAAAUCUGGAACGAUGCACAGUGAUGUUGGAAAGCGAUUAUCAGCGAUUGUAUGCCGCUACUAAACAACCAGCAAACGGGACAACGAAAACUCCACAUCGAGUUGUCGUCCGCAACAACUUGUUGGAGAUUAUCGCGUUGGUCGUGUCUCUGUGCUUCAUAUCAGUCAGUGUUCUUGGCACGUACUUCUACUGCCGCAGUCGAAAGGCAACGGUUGGGCGAUUCGAAGUUGUUCCCGAGGAAGGAACCACGCAAUAAAGCACUUUUUCUAUAUUUCCAUGAACUUCCUUUGUUGUUAUUUCACUGAUCAACCAAAUGUUAAAGUCGUGUAAGGUCAUGAGACGUUGAAUGAAACUAUGUAUAAAGG
This is a messenger RNA of Cylicocyclus nassatus, 1639 nucleotides long. The record is from the annotation of a GenBank genome assembly. NCBI's taxonomy places the organism in Eukaryota, Metazoa, Nematoda, Chromadorea, Rhabditida, Strongylidae.